Drosophila arizonae is the source of this 522-nucleotide messenger RNA. RefSeq lists its product as uncharacterized. Gene Ontology annotation, cellular component: mitochondrion. The record is from RefSeq and is a predicted model, not a curated record. NCBI's taxonomy places the organism in Eukaryota, Metazoa, Arthropoda, Insecta, Diptera, Drosophilidae.
CAUAGGCGGCGUCUACAUGCGAUGCGCAAGGGCGCCGCCGCUGCUAAGCGAUUGCAGCUGCAGCAGCUACGGCAGCAGCAACAACUGCUGUUAUCAACGGAUGCCGCCUCGUCGUCGGCGUCCUCUCGCUUGGCCGCGGCACUGAUUUCCUCUGCGGUGGCUCUCAGUGCUGUUUCGACUUCAAGCACGGCCUGCACGGCGAGUAUUGUAAAUAAUCAUCAUCAAAGCCAUACACCACAGCAGCAGCAGCAGCAACAACAGCAACAGCAGCAACAACAGCAACAGCAGCAACAACAGCAGCAGCAACACACCACAGCACGGACACACUUUCAGCAACAGGCACAUUCACAUCAGCACUCUCACAGGCAUCAUCAUCACCAUCACCACCAUCAUCACCACCACCACCAUCACCAGCAGCCAAAUCAUUCGCACAAUCACCAUCAAUGUCGCACGAAACGCAAACUGCAAAAAUUGUAUUAUACGCUUUGCCGUUAGACUUGUACACCUAAUUAUAAACUAUCU